AAAAGAGACGACGAGUGACACAAACGUUACAUACCAUUUUAUUUCUCUUUUCACCUUUGCUAAUAAUAAUAAUGAGCACAGAAGCAGGAUCGCGUACAGCACUUGUCCUUGGCGCCACAGGCGCAGUGGGCAAGCAAUUGUUGUUGGAUGUUUUAAAGAAUGGAAAUUACAGCAGAGUGAUUACGCUUGGUCGACGACCCGCCCCGCUCGACGACAGUAUUCCACAACAGAACUUGGAGCAAAAGACAGUCGACUUUGACAAUUUGGAAGCGUCCCGAGCAGAGUUCCGAAACGUCAAUGAUGUGUACUGCUGUUUGGGCACGACGCGUGCGGACGCAGGAAGUGCCGAGGCGUUCCGACGCAUUGAUCAAACGUAUGUGCUGAACUCUGCAAAGAUUAUUGCAGAGGAGAACAAGCCGACUACUGCUGCUGCUGCUGCUGCUGAAUCAUCAACACUGUCGCCCGUGCAUUUCCUUUAUUGUUCGUCCAAGGGCUCCAACAAAAACUCCAUGUUCCUCUACCCACAAAGCAAGGGCCAGACGGAAGAAGGCAUCAUCAAAGCCGGGUUCCAGCGCGUCUCCAUCUUCCUCCCAGGCUUUCUCGAGGUGCAAGAGCCCAGGCCACGCUCACGACUUGGUGAACAGGUGCUUGGUGCCAUCUUCACGCCCGUCAACCGGUACAUGAACCUCCACAUGGCCAUCCCCACGUCCUCGGUCGGACAAGCCAUGCACAAGGUUGCCAUGCAGCAACAAUCCAAAGCAGUGCCCGCCGAUGCUAAGGAAACCAAAGUGGAAUACUAUAGCAACAAGGACAUGGAAGACUUGACCAAGCCAUCUGAAUAAAAAAAAUAAGCUUUUUGCUCUCUACCUCCUACCUUUGGAGAGGAAAAAGAGGGAAGGAAAAGAAAGGUGGGG
Molecule: messenger RNA, 914 nt
Organism: Zychaea mexicana
Lineage: Eukaryota; Fungi; Mucoromycota; Mucoromycetes; Mucorales; Lichtheimiaceae
Exons: 5
Coding region: 72-842 (256 amino acids)
Biological process (GO): import into nucleus
Cellular component (GO): cytoplasm
Source: RefSeq, a predicted model, not a curated record